AUGCGGUUGUCUGCCGGCCUUGCCAACAUUGCAUGGUACACAGUCCGCAUACUGUCCUUCAUCACGAGCACACUCCAUCUGCGCGCGCUCGUCGAGUUUGUCUUGCAUGUCUACCGAGCUUUCACCAACGGGCGUAGCCUCCUCGGAACAUUUGCGGUCAUCCUCUGGGGAGCUUGGCCGCCUAUACUUUGGACGCUGGCGUUCAAACAAGGCCGGAGGAUACCCGAAAGCUGGCGGCCGAAGAUAAACUUGGAUUUGUUGCCGAGUUGGGAGAGUGCCCUACUUUCACCGCUCGGCCUCGUCCUUGCGACCCUGAUAGCUUCACCAUUUGCGUAUCUGCUUGUACAUUCUGACGCCAGACCGGCUGCAGCAGCGUCCGACGCGACGGAACAUUGUGAUGGCCUCUCUUACGAUGAGGAGAAGCACGAUCGUCGGCGGUCAGGUUUUGUCGACUUGCCUGCAAUACCUUUCGGGUCUGUAAGCCGUCAAGAGCAUAUUCGCCCGAAUUUGCGCAAUGCAGUUGUGCCGAUGCCCACGCCGCAGAGCAUGCCUCCACAGCGGAGCCCGAGCCCAGACAGAUGGCGUCAAGGCAGCGUCUCGAGUACUGGGAGCGAAAGCGCGAGUACUUCUCGGCAGGGGGCCUUUGACGCCUUCGCUUCCUUUGCCUCUUCUUCCGACGACGCGACUGCCGCGUCAUCUGAUCACGAGAUACCCGACUCGAAAGCAGAGCAAGACUUCGCAUACGACUGCACGUCGGACGAUGACAGUUGCUCGGAAUGCGAUCAAGUGCUGCUCGACGGCGCACAAGGAUACCCCUUUUCGACAUAUUCAUCCACCUUCAGUCGACAGAAGCUGCUCGCUCUGCUCGUUCUGACCUUUCCAUUGCAGCUCAAGGCCGUCUCUCUGCUUGGCCAGCUGCCCAUCCACUCGAGCAUAGACUUGGCCGCAUUCGCCACAUACGGUGCAGUACUUCAUUUCGCAUCACCCUUUCUCUGCGCAUUCUGGCUGUGGCUCUUUGCCGCGCCAGGCGUCUCGAAAGCCUUUGGCUGGACUUUGGGCUUUCAGAAUAUCGCCGGUCUCACGACACACAUUCUGUUCCCUAAUGCCGCGCCUUGGUACUACAAUCCUCUCUAUGGAGCGAAGAAUGGUAUCUUGGAGCCGUCCUACGCCUCGCUAGGCAAUCCUGCCGGCCUGAUACGAGUCGAUGAUAUCCUCGGGACACAUUUGUAUCGGUAUGCCUUCAAAAGAUCGCCCGUUGUCUUUGGCGCACUGCCGAGUCUACAUGCGGCGACGAGCGUCUGCUGCGCUCUGUACGUCGCGCGAUAUGCUUCGUCAAGCACUACGGUGGCGACGAUGAUUGUCUACUAUCUCUGGAUGUUCUGGAGCACGGUCUACCUAGGUCAUCAUUUUACAGGCAAGCCAAUUUUUCUUAAAUUGACUUGCGAUACAGUCGAUCUACUAGUCGGUAGCGUGUAUGCGGUCAUCGCAUUUUCACUUGCGCUCGUAUUCUAUCUCAAGCCUCGCGUGGACAAGAAGCAUGACGAACUCGAGACCACUACCGGGUGGGACAGGUUACGGCACGAUCGCCUGGGCUGCGUAUGGGAUCAGCAAGGUUUGACCAGACUUGGCGCUACAGGCCUGUUUCGAAAGAACAAGAGAAGAGCAAGAGAGCUUUCUCUGUUCGCAAGCAUGUCGGACAGCAACUCUUUCGGCAAGGAUGCCAAGCAUGAUAGCAUCGGCCAAGCCGACAACGGCGUCGGUGGUGUGAGCCUCAACGCUCGUCGACGUGCAGCCCUUGCAGAAGUCGACAAUGCCAAGUUUGGCAUGGUCCACGUCCGCACCUGCCUGGUCGCCGGUGUCGGUUUCUUCACUGAUGCAUACGAUAUCUUUGCCAUCAACAUCGCCUCGACGAUGAUCGGCUACGUCUACAACCAAGGCCCCCUCAAGGGCAAGCUCACCGCCAACCAGGAUCUUGGUCUCAAGGUCGCGACGCCCGUCGGCACCUUCUGCGGCCAGCUUCUGUUCGGCUGGCUCGCAGAUGUCUACGGCCGCAAGCGCAUGUACGGCAUCGAGCUCAUGAUCAUCAUCAUCGCAACGCUCGGCCAGGCCGUCUCUGGUCACGGUCCUGCAGUCUCCCUCAUCGGUGUUCUCGUCAUGUGGCGAUUCAUCAUGGGCGUCGGUAUCGGUGGUGACUACCCGCUGUCUGCGUGCAUCACAUCAGAAUUCGCUGCCACUCGCAUCCGUGGCCGUAUGAUGGCCACCGUCUUCUCUGCGCAAGGCUACGGAAACUUUGCCGCCGCUAUUGUCGGUGUCAUCGUCGUUGCCGCCUACAAGGGCAAGAUCAUCAACCAGGACGUCGUCGGCGCACCCCACGGUGUCGACUUCUGCUGGAGAUGGCUCAUCGGACUCGGCUGUGUGCCGGGUGUGAUUGCGCUGUACUUCCGUCUGACGAUUCCCGAAACGCCCCGAUUCACUGCUGAUGUCGAGCGCAACAUCAAGCAAGCUGCAACCGAUGUCGAUGCCUUCCUUGCCACCGGUGGCUACGUCCACGAUUACGACCACUCUCACGACCAGGUCGACAUGCCCAAGGCGACGACCCGCGACUUCAUGGCUCACUUCCGUCAAUGGUCCAACUUCAAGCAACUGUUCGGUUGCGCCUGGUCGUGGUUCGCUCUCGAUGUUGCCUACUACGGUCUCGGCCUCAACUCUUCGAUCGUCUUGCUCAACAUUGGCUUCGGCCCUGCUACGACUGGUACACCCCAGGAGAUCAUCUACCAAUCGCUCAAGAAUAUCUGCGUCGGUAACAUCGUCCUCUCCGUCGCCGGUCUCAUUCCCGGCUACUGGGCGUGCCAAUUGCUUGUUGACUUUACCGGCCGCAAGCCUCUCCAACUGAUCGGCUUCGCGAUGCUCACGAUCCUCUUUGCCAUCCUCGGCUUCGCUUACCACAAGCUGAAGUCCAACGCGAUUGCUGCCUUCAUCGUGCUGUACUGCCUGGUCAACUUCUUCUUCAACGCAGGCCCCAACUCGACCACUUUCAUCAUUCCUGGCGAGUCGUUCGCGACACGAUACCGUUCCACCGCGCACGGUAUCUGCGCUGCCUCUGGCAAGCUGGGAGCGAUCAUCUCGCAAGUCGCUUUUGCUCGUCUGAAGGACCGCGGUGGUGCCGUCGGCUCUGGCAACUGGAUCAACCAUCUGCUCGAAAUCUUCGGUCUGUUCAUGUUGACCGGAUUCCUCUCGACGCUCCUCAUCGUACGUGUCAUGGUCUGCCUUUCAAAGUUGCAAUCGCUGACUUUUUGCUAUCUUCUCAGGAAGAGACAAAGGGACGAUCACUCGAAGACAUCUCUGGUGAAGAUCAGACCAACUUUGUCAACGAAAAGCCAACUCACGUUUAGACGAGUUUGCUCUCUGGGAACGGGUUGCAGCAGGGCUUUCGCCUUUGCGCAUCGGUCGCAUGCUGUUGGUACUUAA
Messenger RNA from Mixia osmundae IAM 14324, 3468 nucleotides. RefSeq lists its product as uncharacterized. Gene Ontology annotation, cellular component: membrane; inositol phosphoceramide synthase complex. The transcript is spliced from 11 exons. Gene Ontology annotation, molecular function: transmembrane transporter activity; inositol phosphoceramide synthase activity. Bases 1 to 3468 code for a protein of 1155 amino acids. The record is from RefSeq and is a predicted model, not a curated record. Gene Ontology annotation, biological process: transmembrane transport; sphingolipid biosynthetic process; inositol phosphoceramide metabolic process. Lineage: Eukaryota; Fungi; Basidiomycota; Mixiomycetes; Mixiales; Mixiaceae.